AUGACGUUCACCAAAAUGAGAGUUUUAAUGUGUUUACUUGCAAUUUUGCCAGUCUGUCAUGGAGCCGUCCGUGAUACCUAUAGAAGAAGUAAAACAUCCUACAAUACAAAUUCUAUGCUUCGAUACAAACGAAAUGCGCCGUGUAGAUAUUGGCAAGAAGAAUUCAGAUGCAACGACGGCACGUGCAUAACAGCGCACAGGAAAUGCGACGGUGUCAUCGACUGCCCUGAUGCAUCCGAUGAGACUUAUUACCUCUGCAGAGAUGUUAGAUGCCCCGACUAUUAUUUUCGCUGCACAUAUGGAGCCUGUGUUGAAAAAACAGCUCUGUGCAAUGGCAUUUCGGAGUGUGCUGAUAAUUCUGAUGAACUACAUGUUAAAUGCCGAAAUGUUACCAAUAUAAUAGGGAGUCAGUUUAAAUGCGACGACGGUAAUCUCAUAGAGCUGUAUCUGCAGUGCGAUGGGAUCUUCCACUGUGGAGACGGUUCGGACGAGACUUCGAUCACUUGUUCAGGUGUCACGUGUCCGGCGAAUUUCUUUCAAUGUGCUUAUGGCGCUUGUGUUGACUCACAGGCUCAGUGUAAUAAUACAAUAGAAUGUGCGGAUGGCUCGGAUGAAUCUAACAUUCUUUGUAACAGAAGAGACCAGAAACGUAUCUCCAUUAAAUCUUCUACAAUUACGCCUAUACAAAGACAAAACACAAAUCUGUGCGUACUCCCACCACAUCCUAAGAACGGAAUGUUUAUAGAAAACGGUGUAUCUUCUAUAUAUCGACCUGGUACCAUUGUGAAGGAUUUCUACCUCAAUGUAACUUGUCAGCCUGGGUAUAAAGUCGUUGGGGGUAACUUCAUCAUCUGCCUUGAUGGUUUCUCUUCUCCAAACAGACUGCCGACUUGUGCUCGUGCCUGUAAACUCGAGGAGUCACCCAGUGUCACAUACCGGUGUCUCAUCACACAGAAAGGGUUUGAAGGUACCCGAGAAUGCAAUGAGAUGGAAGUAGAAGGAACUGUUGUGGUACCAAAAUGUUCGUCGCCUAACUACUAUAGUUCCAUAGCUCUGUCUAACAUGUACUGUGUUAAUGGUCGAUGGAACUAUGAGCCCAAAUGUCAACCAGAAUGCGGUACCCUAACCCCUAGAGCCGAACCCUUGGUAGUGGGAGGUAAAAUUUCAGAAAGGGGUGAAAUUCCAUGGCACGUGGGCAUCUAUAAAAAGACAAUCUCUGGAAAAUAUCAACUAAUUUGCGGGGGGUCCCUCAUAAGCAGAAACAUCAUCGUAUCAGCUGCUCAUUGUUUCUGGCUAGAAGGAUAUGGGAUGCUACCUGAAGAAGAAUUCGCCGUCGCAGUGGGAAAGUUAUAUAGAGAAUGGAAUCAUCCCCGUGAUGAACUAUAUGUCCAGAAAUCUGAUGUCAAAAAAAUUAUUCUUGCACGCCGUUUCCAUGGAAUUGAAUUAAAUUAUCAAAAUGAUUUGGCUGUGAUUAUUGUGAAAGACCCAUUCGAUUACAAACCGUAUAUCAGACCUCUUUGCUUAGACUUUACCGUUCCUUUCUAUGAAAAUCAAAGGCGACAUGGAGACUUGGGAAUUGUAGCAGGAUUUGGUCUUACCAAGGAUCACAAGGGGUCCGAAUCCCCCAUCCUCAAAGUGGUGGACAUGCCUUACGUUCCCUUCGAGGAGUGCCUUGAUAAGACCCCUAUCGAAAAUGCCGAGUACAUAACCAAUGACAAAUUUUGCGCUGGGUUCGGAAAUGGUACUUCAGUGUGCAAAGGGGACAGUGGGGGCGGAUGGGCAUAUGGUAUUGUUAUCGAUGGUACCUUACGGUACUUUUUGGGAGGGGUCGUCUCCACUAGCCCUUUCUCUUACGAUGGAUCUCAGUGUAAUAUCUACGCAUUAACAAGUUUUACGGAUGUUUUCUAUCAUUCUCCUUUAAUUAGGCGUUAUUGGAUGCCU
This is a messenger RNA of Brenthis ino (lesser marbled fritillary), 1941 nucleotides long. The record is from the annotation of a GenBank genome assembly. Lineage: Eukaryota; Metazoa; Arthropoda; Insecta; Lepidoptera; Nymphalidae.